GCCGCUCGCUCACCCACAGGCGCCUCCGGCAUGGCCGCGGCCGAGGUGCCCGGCUACCUGGUGUCCCCUCAGACGGAGAAGCACCGGCGGGCCCGGAACUGGACCGACGCCGAGAUGCGCGGCCUCAUGCUCGUCUGGGAGGAGUUCUUCGAGGAGCUGAAGCAGACCAAGCGCAACGCCAAGGUGUACGAGAAGAUGGCCUGCAAGCUGCUGGCCAUGACGGGCGAGCGCCGGCUGGGCGAGGAGAUCAAGAUCAAGAUCACCAACAUGACCUUCCAGUACAGGAAAUUAAAAUGCAUGACAGAUAGCGAGUCCGUCCCGCCCGACUGGCCCUAUUACCUAGCCAUUGAUAGGAUUCUGGCCAAGGCCCCCGAGUCCUGUGAUGGCAAACUGCCGGACGGCCAGCAGCCGGGGCCCUCCACGUCCCAGACCGAGGAGUCCCUGUCGCCGUCGGCUAAGUCCACCCCUCUGUACUUACCGUAUAACCGGUGCUCCUACGAAGGCCGCUUCCAGGACGAUGGCUCCGACAGCUCCUCCAGCUUACUGUCCCUUAAGCGCAGGUCGGAGGAGCGGCCGGUGAAGAAGCGCAAGGCGCCGGGCGGCCCGUUCCGCAAGCGGAAGCUGCGGCUGCUGGAGGCGAUGCUGGAGGAGCAGCGGCGGCUGAGCCGCGCCCUGGAGGACACGAGCCGCGAGGUGCGCCGCGUGCUGGACCAGCAGCACCUGCUCCAGGUGCAGGGCCUGCAGCUGCAGGAGCGCAUGAUGAGCCUGCUGGAGAAGCUCGUGGCCAAGGCCAGCGGCUAGGCGCCCGCAGCCCCUCCCGCCCCGACCACAGGCCGGCCGCGGCCGCCUCGGCACUGAGCGCCCUGGGCACAGGCCGGGGUCCCCCAGCGGGAACGUGCUGGCGCCACGCUCCACCGUGGUCCCGCCGACGACACCUGGAACGCGGGAUGCGACGUGUGUGUCUCCUGCCCGAGGUGGGCACAGCCGCCUUCCCGGCUGGUCUGGGCCAGAGAAGCCAACGGAAGCAGGUCGGGCAGAUCUGCUCCAGGGCAGCCUCCCCCGGACAGCGCUCUCCCCCCCAACCCCCUCCUGCCCCCAAAUGCCCACGGACACCGACGGCCCCAUCUGCCCCCAAUGCCCUCGGACACUGAGGGCCCCGCCUGCCCCAAACCCGCGGACACUGAGGGCCCCCCGCCUGCCCCAAAUGCCCGCGGACACUGAGGGCCCCCCGCCUGCCCCAAAUGCCCGCGGACACUGAGGGCCCCGCCUGCCCCAAACCCACGGACACUGAGGGCCCCCCGUCUGCCCCAAAUGCCCGCGGACACUGAGGGCCCCCCGUCUGCCCCAAAUGCCCGCGGACACUGAGGGCCCCCCGUCUGCCCCAAAUGCCCGCGGACACUGAGGGCCCCCCGUCUGCCCCAAAUGCCCGCGGACACUGAGGGCCCCCCGUCUGCCCCAAAUGCCCAUGGACACGGAGGGCCCCCCGUCUGCCCCAAAUGCCCGCGGACACGGAGGGCCCCCCGUCUGCCCCAAAUGCCCGCGGACACGGAGGGCCCCCCGUCUGCCCCAAAUGCCCGCGGACACUGAGGGCCCCCCGUCUGCCCCAAAUGCCCAUGGACACUGAGGGCCCCCCGUCUGCCCCAAAUGCCCAUGGACACUGAGGGCCCCCCGUCUGCCCCAAAUGCCCAUGGACACGGAGGGCCCCCCGUCUGCCCCAAAUGCCCGCGGACACUGAGGGCCCCCCGUCUGCCCCAAAUGCCCAUGGACACUGAGGGCCCCCCGUCUGCCCCAAAUGCCCAUGGACACGGAGGGCCCCCCGUCUGCCCCAAACCCCCGCGGACACUGAGGGAGGAGGGCGCAGGGCCUUUCUCUCCUGCCCAGGACGUGGGCUGGGACCGCCCCUCGGUGGGAACAAAUAAAGGGAACUCUUCCGCUCACUCUGGGCAGAUGGAGCCCGAGACAGCCUGGCGUCGGGGAGCAGACAAACGUGACUGGACGUAAACACGUGGUGGGAUGUGA
Messenger RNA from Myotis myotis, 2019 nucleotides. It is a transcript of the gene MSANTD1, whose product is annotated as Myb/SANT DNA binding domain containing 1. Lineage: Eukaryota; Metazoa; Chordata; Mammalia; Chiroptera; Vespertilionidae. Gene Ontology annotation, biological process: positive regulation of DNA-templated transcription. The transcript is spliced from 3 exons. Gene Ontology annotation, cellular component: nuclear body. The record is from RefSeq and is a predicted model, not a curated record. Bases 31 to 801 code for a protein of 256 amino acids.